AUGAAGACUCCUCUUGCCGUGCUCGUCCUAGCCCUGUGUGUGGAGAGUGCUUUCCCUUUGACCUGUUUCACAUGCAAAGAUGCAACUUCCAACCUUCACUGCCUCAGUAUAACCACGUGCUCUGACCAUGAGAAGUACUGUCUCACAACCUACUCUACCAUGGGGUAUGGCAGUGACCGUAACCAGCGCAUCACCAAGAAAUGUUCAGCCUUCUGCCCAACCAUCGACCUGAACCUCGGUGUGGCUGGCAUUGCCACCAACUGCUGUGAGACUUCCUUGUGCAACAUCAGUGGUGCCAGCCACGUGAAGACCAGCUACACCCUGAUAGCUCUGGGCACCUUGGCCAGCCUUGCCUGCAUCUUCCACCUGGGGUUUUAA
Molecule: messenger RNA, 378 nt
Organism: Colius striatus (speckled mousebird)
Lineage: Eukaryota; Metazoa; Chordata; Aves; Coliiformes; Coliidae
Product: lymphocyte antigen 6E-like
Exons: 3
Coding region: 1-378 (125 amino acids)
Molecular function (GO): acetylcholine receptor inhibitor activity
Source: RefSeq, a predicted model, not a curated record